AUGACUACGUUAAGUGUGUACAGGGCGGAAGAACAGAUCGUGGAUGUGGACAAACAGCACCCGCCACUCCUGGUCACUAUUCAAUCACUAGCGCGAUCUGUGUAUUCAAAAGCAUGUCACCCAAACCAGGUAAAUAGGAACGAUGGUCUGAGGUCGUGGAACUUUAAAAAAGCCGACCUAUCUGAACUAUAUGGAAAAAUUGCAACGGCAAAUUGGUCCAAUACAUACUCCUCUAACCUAAAUCUAAGUAUACAUAAUUUUUAUAGCACUUUGUAUUCUUUAUUCGAUGAUUGUGUACCACAAAGGAUGGGUAGGCAAUCUCAAUCGAAAUAUGUUUAUCCCAGAUGGUAUACAAGUGAGUUGAUCCAACAAAUAAAGAAAAAAGCUAAACUGCACAAGCACUACAAGUCAACGAAGUCAGUAGUGGCAUAUAGGGAGUUUAGUCAGUGUAGAGCUGAAGUGAAGAACUUAAUUGCUUUGUCGAGGGAGCAGUAUAGCAAUUGUGUGGAGGCUAACAUAAAAUAUGAACCAAGAUCUUUAUGGAAUUAUAUAAAUGACCAUAGAGCAAAUAGGCAACCACCAGAAAUUAUUGAAAACGGAGAGGUUUUAAGUGUCGGCCAAAGUGUCGAGGCUUUUGCGAACUUUUUUAGUAGCGUUUAUGCAGGCCAAAAGCCAAAUCUAAAUGUGGAAGCAGCCAUAAGGGAGGCGGGGAGUAGCAACACAGUGGCAAUGAUAAGUGUCGAAAAAUUGCAGCUAAAAGAUGUGCAGAAAGCAAUGCAGGGACUUAAGCCAAAAAAAGCUACUGGUCCAGAUGGGGUACCUCCAUAUGUGCUGAAAGAUUGCUGCACGGUACUAGCAGAACCUCUUCGUCAUAUUUUUAAUCUCAGUUUAAAAGAAACCAUAGUCCCAGAAGUUUGGAAAAAUAGUAAAGUUGUGCCAGUGCCAAAAGGAGGAAAUCGUAGUAGGGUGGAAAACUAUAGGCCAGUGGCUAUUUUGUCAUCUCCUGCAAAGGUUAUGGAAACGGCUCUCCAAAGGUCCAUUUACAGCCAAAUCUCGCCUUACCUGGCAGAUGCUCAACAUGGGUUUCGACCAACUAGAAGCACUACAAGCAACCUCUUAAGCUAUAUGUCAGAUAUUAUUCCGGUAGUAGAUAGUGGUGGGCAAGUGGAUGCUGCGUAUUUGGAUUUUAAAAAGGCAUUUGACAUGGUAGAUAAUGAUAUACUUUUAAAAAAAUUUGCUGAAGUAGGUUUUACUACUCACUUACUGAAACUUAUGACAAGUCUGUUGACUGAUAGGAAACAGUACGUUGAGUAUGGCGGAUGUAAAUCAAAAGAGUAUUUUACCAGGAGUGGUGUUACGCAGGGAAGCAAUAUGGGACCGUUGCAGUUUCUAUUGAUGGUUAAUGAUUUAUCAGGAGUAAUGAAAAAUGCGAAAUGCCUUAUUUUUGCUGAUGACGUUAAACUAUCGCUGAGCAUUGAAAACAUGGAGGAUUGUACUAGCCUACAGAAGGAUAUAGAUAGAGUGGUGCUUCGGGGCAAGCUACAGCACCCUGAAAUACUACAAAGGCUGUGUCUCAGCGUCCCGGGGGGUAAUAUGCGACGAAGGAAAGCAUUACUGCUAGCACUCCCGCACGCGCACACGAAUCUGUUAAAGUAUGCACCAGUGAUAAGAGCUAUUACUAUAUUGAACGAGGUCGCAAUAAAAACGGAUUUAUUUUGUUGCACGUUGGCUGAAUUCACAAGGUUAGCAUCAUGGAUAAUCUCAUUUGAAAGUCGAUAG
Leptosia nina is the source of this 1779-nucleotide messenger RNA. The record is from the annotation of a GenBank genome assembly. NCBI's taxonomy places the organism in Eukaryota, Metazoa, Arthropoda, Insecta, Lepidoptera, Pieridae.